This is a messenger RNA of Cyphomyrmex costatus, 3071 nucleotides long. RefSeq names its product gamma-tubulin complex component 5 (gene Grip128). The transcript is spliced from 14 exons. Gene Ontology annotation, cellular component: spindle pole; gamma-tubulin complex; microtubule organizing center. The record is from RefSeq and is a predicted model, not a curated record. Gene Ontology annotation, molecular function: microtubule minus-end binding; gamma-tubulin binding. The coding region runs from base 1 to 2946 and encodes 981 amino acids. Lineage: Eukaryota; Metazoa; Arthropoda; Insecta; Hymenoptera; Formicidae. Gene Ontology annotation, biological process: mitotic cell cycle; spindle assembly; microtubule nucleation.
AUGAGUACUCGAGUGUUGAAUGAUAUUCAUAACGAUUUAAAACAACUUAUAACAGUGCUUACAUCAUUUGAGGAAGAUGAAGAAGGAUUUCGGAUAUGUGAACGAUUCUGUUUAUCAAAUAUUAAACACCAUCGCUAUCUUUCUAUUGAUAGUCAUGCUACCAAGGAAGCAAUAAAUGCAGUGAUUACUAAAUUUUCUAUCCAUGGAAAAUUUGAGAUUGCUAAAAAGUUUCAGGAACUGAUUGAUUCUUUCUUGUCCAGUUUUAAUUUUGAGCAACAUCCACAGUACGAUCUACAGUGGUAUUUGUUGACGUUCUUAUUAGAUUUAUCUACUGAAACGCAUAAGUCUAAUUUAGACAGCUUAAAACUCAUACGUGGGGAACACAGUUUUAAUAUUGGGAAUGAAGAUAGCAUUACGGAUGAAAUUGAUUGGGCACAGUAUUUAAAGGAAGGCCAGGAAAAUUUCUUUUGUGAUUAUAAAAGUGAUGAUAGCGAGAGCGAAUGGUCUGAUUUAACAGAAGAAGGAACCGAUGAAAAUGAUAUUUCUUUACCAACACAAAUAUGUAAUAUUCAAUUAGAUAUUGCACAGCCUCUCGAAGUUUCUGAUGGUACAACAGAUAAAUUCUCCCUGGCAUUAGUACAAAAUCUUGAAUCUAGGAAGUGGCUCUUAUCAAAUGUUCAAACUGAUUGGUGGAAUAAUCUAAAAUGUCAAAAGUAUUCUGUUAUUAAACGAUCUUGUGACACCAGUAUAUGUGAUAUAUGGCAUGAGACAAAUUUGUCAGCUGUGUAUAAAGUGGCUACACUCAGUGAAUAUCAAGUAUGCAGAGAAUUGUUAUGGAUGUUUUAUGUUCAAACGUCAAUGGUAGUGUUUCAAGAAGAUGAUAAGUCAAAAUUCUCAAUACGUUCGAAUAUAUCUAUACCGAGUUUGACAACUACUGCUUUUAAAAGUAUCUUAACACCAUUUUGCGAAUAUUUUUCGAUGAUAUAUGAUAUUGAAAAAUUUGGAUCAGAUUUGGAAUUAACUUAUAAUCAAGAAUUGGAAGUUCAGAAUCCUCCUUUGACCUACGAAGCAUAUAAUGCUGCACUUAGGCAAUAUCUAUAUGAAUUUAAGAUUGAAGUAAUUAAUAUGGAAAAAGAUAUUAUGAAGCAAGAAAAUUGCAAUACAUUUUUAUCUCUAUCAGCUAAACUGAGAAGACAUUUGAAUAUUAUAAAAAUAAUCUAUGACAUACAUCAGAAUAUUAUAACUGAUUGGAAAGUUAAUCCUAAUUGGAAAUGUGCAUCUCGACUAUUAUCAUCUUUAUAUUAUGAAAUGCAAAAUUCUCAUAGUCAGGAAAGAACAAAUAUUUGUAUAAAUUUGUACCUACGUAGCCUUACUGUUUAUCUUAACAUAAUUGAUACUUGGCUAAGUGAAGGUCGAUUAGAGGAUUGGCGAGAUGAAUUUAUAAUUGUAAGGGUCACAGAAGAUGAAAACGAUGAACAAAUUGAAAAAUUUACGAUUCGAUUAUCAGAUAAUAUCUGCUUGACAGAUCCAAUUAUGCAAUUUUUGUUGCAAAAAGUGCAACAUAUGGGUCAUAGUAUUGAAUUACUUGUAUCUUUAGACCGAAUCACUGAUAUAUGGAGAAUGGAUAAUGAAGAUAAUGACGUGAGGAUUUCAUUAAACAUUGAACUUCAAAGUAAAUUGUUGUCUGAAAUAUCUAAGUAUAGUCCAUCAGUGGAAGAGACAGAUACUACACUGCAAUUAGAUGAAAUAUUCUUACAAGAACAUGAUGCUGAUAUUGAAAAGAAUAUAAUACAACAAUUGUCAACUUUACACAAUCCUUUUUUUAUGAAAGCCAUGGAAGAUUACAUGCCGUGUGAAUUAUAUAAAAACGAUACAGUGGAUGCUCCUGUGCAUAAUACUCACGAUUCUAAAGCAAAGCAAGACCAGAUACAUAACUUAUACAAAGAACUACAAAAGAUAAAGUAUAUAUUGCCAAUACAAACCAUUUUAAAGAAAACAUUGUCUGAGAUUUUAAUGUUACGUUAUAACAGUGCUAGCAAAUUAGUAAAAAAUAUUAUGAUUGAUGAAUACAAGCUGCAAACACAUUUAAAGCUAUUGAGGUUUGUUUAUAUGAUGGAAGCUGGACACGUUAUGAAUAAAUUCUAUCAAAUCUUAUUUUACGAGAUUGAAAAUAAUCAAAUGUGGGCUAAUUCGUAUUUUCUGUCAUGUAUUCUUGAAGAAAUAUUUUCUCAAUAUUGGCCAGAUACAAGUUCACGCUGGUCAGUUACAGUUCAUGGCAAUAUCACUACUCAUCAAGUAUUACAAGCUGUAAAUAACAUAACACUGCAUUAUACAGUGGAAUGGCCUAUAAGUAUUGUAUUAACUAAAAAAGUUUUGGAAAAGUACAAUGAGAUAUUUAGAUUUCAAUUGAAAUUAAAAUAUGCCUUGUGGACAUUAAAUAACUUAAGAUUUUGUGAUCUAGAGGAUUCUAAGACAUCGUGUAUAAAAGAUAGAAUGGAACAGUUUCAGAUAAGACGUCUUGAGAGCUUGAGAUUUUGGUUAUUACACGCGAUAGGAUCUAUACAUACAUAUUUGUCCGGUCAAGUAUUACAGAGCCUGGGUUUUAUACUAGAAAAAGUUCUAACUCAGGCAGAUAGUCUCGAUACUAUUAUAUUAGUGCAUAAUGAAUAUUUGAGCAAAGUUUACGAGCAUUGUUUAUUAACAGAGGAAUUUAAAGAUUUAAUGACAACUAUAAAUAAUAUGAUUGAAAUGUGUAUUCACAUACGAGAUCGGUGGUCACGCAAAAAAUUAUUGUUAGCUGCUACAGAAUUGGAUGUGAUGGAGCACAGUUAUAUAAAGUAUCAUACGUAUCUUGCCUUAGCUUUGCACAAUGCAGUACAACAUAAGGAUGCGGAUUAUUUGACUGCCUUAAGUUCAGCCUUUAAUUGCAGUAUGCCGUGUGCUUAAUUCUGUAUUAAUAAAAUAUCAACUCUUAUCGAUUUAAUAAUAUUACCAGUGUGUAUUUUGAUUUUUCCAUUUGGGAUUAACAACAUCAAUUCCAUUUCACUUAUAUCAAUCAUUGCUUUAUACUA